CAUCCCACCUGCAUUCCUGCCUCUCAGCUUAGAGAAGGAAGAUGAAUUUCAGCCGAUACCCGGUGGAAGCGACUGGCGUUGGGAUGGUGCAAAAUGGGAAAAUAAAGACCUACAUGCUCUCUAUCCUCUGGUCAGACCGCAAUAACAUUCUCAUAUACAGAACCUACGAGGAAUUCAAGGAUCUGGCUAAGCAACUUAAAAGGAAGUUUCCCUUGGAAUCUGGGCUUUUAAAUAAAUCAGAGAGGAUCAUUCCCAUACUUAAAGACAUUCCCUUGAUUUACAGGAGCACCCGCUUCUCCAACCGCUUCAUUGAGAGGCUGCACCUGGCCGAGCUUUACUCCCAGGAGUUGCUGCAGACUGACUCCAAAAUCUCUCAGUGUGAAGAUGUCAUUCAGUUCUUCUCUCCGAACAACCAGGACCUUGCUCCCACCUUCACUGAAAACAGCUUGGUGAUAAUGCCUUCAGACAAAGACCAAAAAAAAGUCAACCACCAAAUGAAGUCCUCAGCACCAGUAUCAGAGCCAGUGAUUACCCAGAAGUACAUCUGCAUUGAAACCUUUGAAACCAAAGACACCAAGAACAGGCCCUUCAAAGUCAACAAAGAUGAAUUAGUUGAUGUGCUCAUCAAGGAUCCUACAGGCUGGUGGCUGGUAGAGAAUGAAGAUGGAAAUUUAGCAUGGUUUCCUGGGCCGUAUUUGGUAGAACCUGCGGAUGCAGCCUGCACAUACUCAAACAGGAAAUCCUUAAAUGAUGGCACAUCCUACUACGCAGUGAAGGGUUACCAGGCUCAGAACUCUGAUGAACUUUCCCUCGGAGUAGGUGUUGUAGUGGAAGUAAUAGAGAAAUCUGACAAUGGUUGGUGGCAAGUCUGUUACAAUGAGCAGUGCGGAUACGUCCCAUCUAUGUUCCUCAAGCCAUACUGCAACCCCCACCAGCAACUGCAGGUCACCUUCACCCAUCACAGAUUUGGAUCAACCCCCAACCUACACAAGGCUCCGAGCUGCCUCACUGGAAUCCAUGAACCCAAUACUGCAGACAAGGAGUAUAGAACUGAGAAUGGGAAUAAUGAGGCAUCUCUAAACAUAAGAAGAUCCCGUUCUGUGGGUGAGUUUAAAGAUUUUCAAGAAUUUCAAGGAAACGUCCUGGGGAGAAGAUCUUCUACUGAACGCUUCAUUGAAUGGGAAGCCCCCCACCAUGAUGAUUAUCCCUUGCCGACUGCAGAAAGCAAUAAUAGUGAAAAGAUCCGUAUUAUUAUAUCAUCAGAAGAUAAUGAGGAUCCAAGACCAAACCAAAGUCAAACUGAUUCUACCCAAAGCCACCUAAGGAAAGACUCCAAGUUGGAUCAUUCCACCCAAAGCCGCCUAAGGAAAGACUCCGAGUUGGAUCAUUCCACCCAAAGCCGCCUAAGGAAAGACUCCGAGUUGGAUCAUUCCACCCAAAGCCGCCUAAGGAAAGACUCCGAGUUGGAUCAUUCCACCCAAAGCCGCCUAAGGAAAGACUCCGAGUUGGAUCAAUCCACCACAGGUUCCUACGUUUCUUGUUUUUCCCCUGACAGCAUGUCCAACACAAGACCACCAACGGUGCCACCAAGGCCAACAAGCCAAGAAAUACUAAGCAGGUGCACCACCCUAACCAAAAAGGCCUCCCGAAUCUAAUACAUAGCCUCCAAUCGUCCCUAAAUUCCCAGGGGCUGUUCUCUCUUCUCUGGAUUUUUUGUGCCCUGGUUCAAAAAAAGUGAAACCAUCAGGUUGUGAACCCAACCAUGAUGCUGUCCCACUGUUUAAAGGUAGAAGCGGUGUUUAAAGGCACAGUAAAGUUACGGAAAAAAAUCCUUAUUAACUUCAACAGCAGCUAAAGGGAUGUAAAGCAAUACAGUCACCCCCAAAAACAGUGGUGUAACUAUAGAAGAAGCAGACCCGGGGGAGGGUUUUGCCCAUAUCCAUCAAUGAACUCUUUACUUUCAUUUUGUUUUUGCUCAUUGCCGAGUAUCUCAGCUGCUGUGUGCUCCAUAGCCACUCUUUACUAUUUUAUAUCAGUGUUUUAUAUGGUUUGUCAUUAAUAGCAGCAGCGGCUAGAGCCCACCAGGGAUAUGCAAAAGGGCUCCAAAUGCACCGGACACAGCGGCUUGCUUAAAACUCGAUUUUUAUUACUCCAUUUAAA
Molecule: messenger RNA, 2160 nt
Organism: Xenopus tropicalis (tropical clawed frog)
Lineage: Eukaryota; Metazoa; Chordata; Amphibia; Anura; Pipidae
Product: NADPH oxidase organizer 1-like
Exons: 8
Coding region: 42-1655 (537 amino acids)
Molecular function (GO): phosphatidylinositol binding
Source: RefSeq, a predicted model, not a curated record